This is a messenger RNA of Monopterus albus (swamp eel), 851 nucleotides long. It is a transcript of the gene h2ax1, whose product is annotated as H2A.X variant histone family member 1. The transcript has a single exon. NCBI's taxonomy places the organism in Eukaryota, Metazoa, Chordata, Actinopteri, Synbranchiformes, Synbranchidae. Gene Ontology annotation, cellular component: nucleosome. The record is from RefSeq and is a predicted model, not a curated record. Gene Ontology annotation, molecular function: structural constituent of chromatin; protein heterodimerization activity; DNA binding. Bases 90 to 476 code for a protein of 128 amino acids.
UCAUAAAUCCCAUUACGUAGAGAUUCAAGGGUGUGUGUUUACUGGGUUUGCAGUGUUUUUGGUUCUCUAAAACCCAUAUUUUCACCAUUAUGUCUGGUAGAGGGAAAACCGGAGGCAAAGCCCGAGCAAAGGCUAAGUCUCGCUCCUCCCGUGCCGGACUCCAGUUCCCAGUGGGCCGAGUUCACAGGCUACUGCGCAAGGGCAACUAUGCGGAGCGUGUUGGUGCUGGGGCUCCGGUGUAUCUGGCGGCUGUACUGGAAUAUCUGACCGCUGAGAUUCUGGAGUUAGCAGGCAACGCGGCUAGGGACAACAAGAAGACCAGGAUCAUCCCCCGCCACCUCCAGCUGGCUGUGCGCAACGAUGAGGAGCUAAACAAGCUGCUGGGAGGUGUGACCAUCGCUCAGGGAGGAGUGCUGCCCAACAUCCAAGCUGUUCUUCUUCCCAAGAAGACGGAGAAACCAGCAAAGAGCAAGUGACAGACUCCUCGCAGGCCCGGGUUCAGUCUCGACAAGGGGCUCGCCAGGGAGCCAGCCACUUUUUCAUAUUUAGUGUUCGUCUUUUUGGAUAAAAGACCUUUAAAAUAGGGGACAGUGUUUGGUGUUGCUGUUUUUACAUUCGCUUUUCAUCGGAACUAUUCAUAGACUGCUUGUUCGCCGAUGUUGUGUUCCUGGCUCUGGAAAAUGGUGGCGCUCUGUGAAGGCUGGGAGAAAAAUCUAUAUCUUUAUAUAGACCAAUUCUGAGGGGCGGUGGGCGUUUUAGUUUGACAAGGCUGCUACAAAACAUGCAACGUUGUUGUUUUGUCAUGUUGUUUCAAUAAAUGUCCUGCAGCCUUUUGGCACAGGGUCAAAAUG